Messenger RNA from Acanthisitta chloris (rifleman), 1860 nucleotides. It is a transcript of the gene SPMIP4, whose product is annotated as chromosome unknown open reading frame, human C7orf31. The record is from RefSeq and is a predicted model, not a curated record. Gene Ontology annotation, cellular component: centrosome. NCBI's taxonomy places the organism in Eukaryota, Metazoa, Chordata, Aves, Passeriformes, Acanthisittidae.
AUGUACCCCAGGAACCAAUAUUGUAGACAAUCCAAUGUCUUCAUUGAUGAUCUGGAUGAUGGAGCAGAGUGCAACCCCAGCAAGUUUGCUGAUGACAGAAAACUGGGAGGGGUGCCUGAUACACCAGAGUGUCAUGAUGACAACCAAAGGGAUCUGAGAAGGCUGGAGAAAUGGGUUAACAGGAACUUCAUGCAGUUCAAUGAAGUUCAAACAUCAAAAACCAUAAUGCUACUGCAUGACCUGUCCUGACACUAUAGAGAAAAUGAGGGACCUGAAAUCCUAUCAACAACCUUUGAAUCAAGUGAGGUACUAACUCCACCCCAAGUUCCUUCUCGUCCAACUGUCUCACAAGACAGAUUUAAAGAGUUCAGGAAAUUCUUUCAUUGCUGCGAGCUUCCUUGAAGAGCCAAAAAGGAGCAUGGAGGAAUUGCACUACCUGUACUGCCAGAAGGCAACAGAGCAAAGGCAAAGUCUCCAUGUACAUUUGUUAAAGGACAUCGACCUUACGGUAGUGGCCUAGACCCUUGGCCAAAGCUUCCUGUUGAGCAAUAUUAUAAUGUCACUCAGCUGAAAAAAAGUGAUGUGUGUAUGAAUGAUGAACUGCUUCACAAACCACCAGACAGUUUGGCUAAACCACUGUGCCUGCCAUUUCCCCACCUCUCAUUCCUACCCUACACAAACUCUAGAUUUGCCAUGUUCCCAAACUUCAGAUCACCUGAGGAUCACAGAGACACUGAAAUCGAUGACAGUCAUCAGCCCUUCCAUCCCAAUAUCUCUAUCAAGGCUUUUGACAUGGUUGUUCUGAGGAAGACCAGAGGUAAUCCAUAUAGGCGUGAAGCCGUUAGUAUCCUCUCUGACUCCCUGAAGAAGAGUUGUUACACAGAGAGCUCCUGUACUGUUCCAGACACAGGCCAUGAGUUAGGCAUCAGGCAUACGAAGAAACAAUCAAUACGCAAUGAAGGGACUCUAGAGAUCACAACAUACAGUCAGGACUUCACAGGAAAAGGUCCUAUAUAUCUCCUUAUCCUGGAUAACUAUUACAUGAAAGCAGUUUGCACAUUAACUGGAGAACUAGGUAAAGACGUGAAACUAGCAAAAACAUUUCUACCUAGUCUCUCACAAGCAAGACCUCCUGAAGGGCACACUGCAUGCUUACUUUGAGGUGAACAUCCUCAUGAAUCAAUUCUGCAAGAACAAUACUCCUUCAGUGUUCAGAUGCCUCCACCUGUAUCCAGCAUUCCUACUGUCAUAGCCAGCUCCUCAGGCACAAUGCUGAGUGAAAUAAAAGCAGCGGUCAGCCGAGGUCAGUGGUGCAAACAGCGGUCAGCCGAGAUAUGCUGCCAGAAAAUUCCUUAUCUUGAUAUAAGCCCACCAAUAAACAACCUGCAGAAAAUCACUGACACGUGGCAAACAGAAGCAUUGUAGCUUUCAGGAAGGCCCAAAUUUGAAUCCUUUCCAAAAUCUGCAUGUUUCCUUUCCUGGAAAGGCUUCAAGCCCAGACACUUGGAUCAACAUAAAAUAUGGGAAACGCGAGUUAGUCUAAGUAAACCAAGCUUAUCACUGGAUGUAAUGAGUGAGGAAAGCAGAAUUUUCUUGCGCAAACUCUGGGAUCAAGAAGCAUGUCAGCCUGCAUGGAGACCAGAGAACGGGCCAAGAGAGACAACACUGCUUGAAUGGAUCCCUAGCUGUGAGGGUCAGCAGCAGACAGCACUGCUGGAGUUGCAGCAUUCCUUCUCUAAGACAGCAGCACAAAAACAUUUACAUGAUUCAGUAAGAGAGAAAAAAUACCUCAGAGAAAACACUACUGAGAGAAAGAGACACAAGUUCUAUUUUUUCCGUGCUUUUUAUUUCUUUAACUGA